AAUGGUACAAGUUUCUUGAUGUAUUUGUUCAUCUUGAUGCGCAAGAUAUUAAUUACGUUUAUCAAUGGAGAUUAGAGCAAGAAAGAACUAUGAAAAAUUUAGGAAAAGAAGGGAUGACAGAUGAACAAGUUAUAGAUUUUAUCGAUAGGUAUAUGCCAGCUUAUGAACUUUACUUACCAAAGUUGAGAAAUAAAAAUUUCUUUUGUGAAGAUGGUGAUAGUUUAACAGAUAAAGUUGAGUGUAAAAAUCAUGAGCAACAUUAUGGAAGGCAUUUGAAAGUUAUUUUAGAUAUUAAAAGAGAAAUAAUAGAUCAA
Messenger RNA from Scutellospora calospora, 314 nucleotides. The record is from the annotation of a GenBank genome assembly. NCBI's taxonomy places the organism in Eukaryota, Fungi, Glomeromycota, Glomeromycetes, Diversisporales, Gigasporaceae.